Molecule: messenger RNA, 1316 nt
Organism: Phanerochaete carnosa HHB-10118-sp
Lineage: Eukaryota; Fungi; Basidiomycota; Agaricomycetes; Polyporales; Phanerochaetaceae
Exons: 9
Coding region: 1-1179 (392 amino acids)
Biological process (GO): phospholipid biosynthetic process
Molecular function (GO): phosphatidylserine decarboxylase activity
Source: RefSeq, a predicted model, not a curated record
AUGACCUCCAUCCACGAAACCAACGUGCAGAAGCCAAUCGAGUCCAUCCACCCCAACAACUUACCUGAGGGGUCCAGAGAUCCGGCUACCUCUGCUGCCGCCCUUCAGACUCUCGUCGAGCACUCGAGCAAGCAUGAAGACGUGCGGCACAGCAUCCACGCUCCCAUGCACCGUCUGGAGCAUAUCCCCUUCAUCAAGAAGCUGAUUCCUGGAAUUGAAGACAUCGCGUCGCAAUACCAUAUAGGGAACUAUGUAGCGAUGAGAGGAACAGACGAGAAGUUCUUCGAGGGCAUGCCCUUAUACCCUCGUAUUGGGAUGCACCUGUUGUACUACGGUGGAACGCAAAUCAAGAUCUUGCACAAUCAUGACGUAGAAGGCGUUCUGAAGUCCAUGUCGAUUCGCCAAGGAGAACAUUACGACGCCCCCGAGUCCGUCAAGAGCAUACCCUCGUUCGUCGAUACCUACAGCAUCCAGCUCGAUGAGCUUGAAGAGCCCGACAUGGCCAAGUACAAAUCCUUCAACGACUUUUUCCACCGCAAGCUCAAGCCAGGCUCCCGGCCCGUCCAGAACGAAGACAACCCGAAGGGAAUCUGCAGCGCCGCGGACUGUCGUCUGACGGUGUACCAGACGGUCGACUUGGCGAAGCAGUUCUGGAUCAAGGGGACGCAUUUCACCAUCCCUUCCCUUCUGAAUGUCGCGCCCGAUUCGGAAAUCGCGAAGACGUUUGAGAACGCGAAUCUCGCUAGCUUUCGACUCGCUCCAGCAGAUUAUCAUCGUUUCCACAGCCCGGUGGAUGCCAUCCUCGGGAACACCAUCGAUAUUCCCGGGCAGUACUACACGGUGAACCCGCAGGCCGUGAACGAACCCGGCUUCGAUGUCUUCACAAUGAACAGGCGCGCUGUGCUGUACAUGACGCACCAGGCGACCGGAUCGCCCAUCGCCUUCGUUGCCAUCGGCGCCAUGCUUGUCGGAAGCAUCGUCUGGACGAAAGGCUCCAAGCAGGGCGAGACCGUCAAACGCGGCGAGGAGCUCGGAUACUUCGCAUACGGUGGAAGCACCGUCGUAGUGCUGUUCCCGAAGGGACUUAUGGAAUUUGAUUCUGACCUCGUCGCAAACUCUGAGAAGCCGAUCGAGACCCUCAUGAAGGUUGGAUAUUCCGUUGGGAAUGUUGCUCAGUGAAAGGAGCUCUAAGCGAGGAAAGCUCUUGUAAUAAUAGUGUAAGCGCCAAGGCGUUGGAUGCCUGGAUAGAUCCUUGCCUCGACUAUGGUACAGAGGUCUGUAUCGGUAGACCCGAAGAAAUAAACUAUUGCGCAGUC